CGUAUUUCCUCCCUGCAACACGAGAACGGCUUCUUUUUCUUCCCUUCUGUUUGCUCUUUGGACCUGCCCUUCGAGUGACUUGUCGAUAUCCAGCCCUCGGCGUGUCGACGGCUUCAUCACAAUGACCCAACCACUUCAACCCCAGCAACAGCAGCUCCCACCCCAGCAGCAACAACAUGUGCCGCAGUAUCAACAAUCUCAAUCUCAACAACCGCAGUAUCAACCAAUCCAGCCGCAGCAAUACCAGGGCAAACCUCCGCCUCCCCAUGUCUCUUCAAGGGGAAUGUGGUCGACAAAGCUGACCCUGCGCAUCAUUUCAAUCAUCUUCUGCAUCGUCAUAAUAGGCGUCGCCGCCUCCGUCGCCGUGGAGUGGAGCCUUUUCCCUCUCGUCACACUUGUUCCGCCUGCCGGCGUCGCCUUCAUUUGGAACUUUUCUGAGAGCAUCUGCCUCUGUGUGCGCAGAGGCCAUCGCGGUAUCCAUCCCGGGGCCGUCGUGGGCGUCGAUCUGAUUCUGUGGCUCGGCUAUCUCGUCGCCAUUGUCAUCUUCGCCAUCUGGACUGGCAUUGCGGAUGGGUAUUACUACACCUACUAUACUGCCUUCACGAACUACCGUGCCAUCUUUGGCAUUGGCAUCAUAGAGAUUCUCCUCCACAUGAUCUUGUUCAUCAUGGGUUGUUACGAAACCAGUGUCCGCAACCGCAACCAAGCUCCCCAAAUCGUUUACGUCCAGGCUCCCACAGGCGCCGCCAUGUACCCUGCCAACUUCCCCAUGGCCCAGGCCUACCAGCCCGUCUAUGCCCAGGGUCAUCCGCCAGUACAUCAAUAUCAGUAUACUCCCAUGGGACAACCCAAGAUGACCGAGUUACCUACAACAACACCUACCCCUAUUUCGCCCGUCUAUAACCAACAGGCUGGGCAUUGAUGAGUUACUACAAUUUACAAGAAACACUUCAAAAUUUCAACGGCCAAGAAGAACAAGACAAAUCGGUAAUGACAAUAUUGGUUCAAGGAUCAUGUCGGAUCACAUCUUUCCCCGGGCGGACGUCUCAGGGCACUGUUUAACUCUAGUAUAUAACUAAUGUAACAGGUCUUCGCGUUAUGAGUAGCAAAUACAAUCAAGAGCUAGAAUUUUGUAUAAAAAUGAUAAUAAAAACUGAUAUUAAUAUGCA
This is a messenger RNA of Ilyonectria robusta, 1169 nucleotides long. RefSeq lists its product as uncharacterized. The record is from RefSeq and is a predicted model, not a curated record. The transcript is spliced from 3 exons. NCBI's taxonomy places the organism in Eukaryota, Fungi, Ascomycota, Sordariomycetes, Hypocreales, Nectriaceae. Bases 122 to 922 code for a protein of 266 amino acids.